CUCUCUAUCACACGAACUCCUUCUCUUCCAUCUCUCUUCUUUUCGAUCUCAAAUCUUAGGGGGGUUGUUGAACUGUGUAUUUUAAAAGAAUUGGGAACAUCAAAAAAUGUGUAAGUAACGUCUUAAUUUUAUUGGAUAGAAGUUUGAAAGUUCAUAAUCAAGGCCCUAGCUUUUCUCUCGGGCACGAUCUUCAAGGUAGCCGCCUCAACCAAGGUUCGACCAGAAUUUCGACUCUUCCGGCCGGCAUCUCUCCCUCGCUUUCUUCUCCUUCUUCCGCUCGCCGUUGCUUGUUGUGUCGACCCUUCCUCCGGCCUCCGGCCGUGAGAUUGGGGUCGACAAAUCCAUCCUCUUCUCCUCCAUUGUCUUUGUUCUCACGGUUUUCUUGUUCUUUAUUCUUCAUUCUGCAUCCGAUCUCGAUGUCUCCUCUGUUUGUCAGCUUGAUUAAAAGCUGGGAUAGCUUCUUCUUCGUGGAACCACCCAACCUCUCCGUUUUUGGGAUGGUGGCUUUUCCGGCGUCUCGUUCUGGCGGAUUUGGCGGCGUUUCUUCAACAACUAGUGUCUUCUACCGCUCCUCCAGCCUCCUGAAGCCUCUCUCCCUCGUUAGAGAUGUGGUUUCUUGUAGUUCUGCUGGCCAAUUUUCUUCUUUCGCCUUGGUGCGAUGUCUUACUGCUAAGUGCAGUUGGUGGGUAUUGGUCUGUUUCGGUGUCUCUGUCGAUGAGUCUCUGACAUUCCUCUUCUCUGUUUCUAGCCGCCCGAUUUGGAGCUCGAAAGUGAUAGUUCCCACCACAAAUCUUUCCUAUGUUUCCCUUGGUAGCCUCACCGUAGUCAUCUGCCGCCUCGCUCUCACCUUGAACUCUAUAGGUUGGCUGGGCUUGGUUCAGCCUUUCAUGUCCUCUAGUGACAUGUAUGUAGCCUUCAUGCGGGCCUCUCCUGCUGUAUGCAGCUUAUGGUCUGGUUUCUUCAUGGAUUCUAGUUGCACAAGAUACAAGACCGGCGUUCUCAUUCUGUGGCAACAUCGGCUCUCACAGUCUCCUCUCUCACAUGAUAUGACGUUAGAAGUUUUGUUGAGUUGUGUGAAGGACCAAUUCUUGAAUUGUUAGAGUUAGCAGCUAGGCUUUGGCAGAAGGUAAAGCAGCUCCAACCGUCAAAGAAAGCAAAGCUCCCGAAGCCAGAGAUCUUGGAUAUCCAUCUUGAAGCCUGCAUUAGCUUCUCGGAUGACGCGUGGAAGGCGACGUUCAAGCACUGUGGUUGGGCUGGAUUUUAAAGAAUCAAGUUGCUAGUUUAACUCACCAAAGAAGUAUGUCCCGACCCUAUGUGUCUUAUGUUCUUGUAGCAGAGGCUUUAGCUUUGAAAGCGGCAAUCACUGUGGCUUUAGCAAUGGCUGUUUUAAGGUUGGCUUGUAAUUCGGAUUGUCAAGAUCUCUUUCUUCUUCGCAAUUCCGGUGGCCAAGUUAUCGAAGUCGAUGGUCUGUUGGAAGAUAGCAGUCUCCUCUACUUUAAGUUUCUAUCUUUUUCCUUUGUUUACGUAUCUCAUUCUGUGAACUUUGAGGAUGGUUUGCUUUCAUGUAACGUCUCCUCCAUGAAUGGAGUUUGAGUUUAUUAAUUAAAAUGUUGGUUUACAAAAAAAAAAAAAAAAAAAAAAAGAAUUGGAUGGAUUCUGAAAUCAAUCGUUAUUCAAUUAGGUAUUUUAUAAAGUACAUUAAAAUCCACUGUUAUUGGAUUAUGUAUUUGUUUGAUGUAUUUUAAAAUAUCUUCAAAACACUGUUAUUCAAUGUCCAAGUGAUUUGGUGUUCA
Capsella rubella is the source of this 1793-nucleotide messenger RNA. RefSeq lists its product as uncharacterized. Bases 417 to 1100 code for a protein of 227 amino acids. Lineage: Eukaryota; Viridiplantae; Streptophyta; Magnoliopsida; Brassicales; Brassicaceae. The record is from RefSeq and is a predicted model, not a curated record. The transcript is spliced from 2 exons.